Nerophis ophidion (straightnose pipefish) is the source of this 977-nucleotide messenger RNA. RefSeq names its product histone H1-like. The transcript has a single exon. Gene Ontology annotation, cellular component: nucleosome. Bases 45 to 668 code for a protein of 207 amino acids. Gene Ontology annotation, molecular function: DNA binding; structural constituent of chromatin. Gene Ontology annotation, biological process: nucleosome assembly. NCBI's taxonomy places the organism in Eukaryota, Metazoa, Chordata, Actinopteri, Syngnathiformes, Syngnathidae. The record is from RefSeq and is a predicted model, not a curated record.
UACAAGAGUUUACUCGUUUCUGACGACGCUACCAGAGAGCAAACAUGGCAGAAGAAGCACCAGCAGCCGCCGCCGGACCGUCCAAGGCUCAGGCCAAGCCCGCGAAGAAGAGGACAGCGGCUUCCAAAGCGAAGAAGACUUCUCCCAACAUCGCCGAUGCGAUCAUGAAAGCGAUGAAGAACAGCGGGGACCGCAAAGGGACAUCCAUGACAAGCAUCAAGAAAGCUGUUGCGGCGUUGGGAGUCGAUUUGGAGAAGAGCAACAAACGCGUCAAUACCACGCUGUGCAGACUGGUGGCGACGGGAGAGCUGAUCCAGGUCAAAGGUGCCGGAGCUUCCGGCUCCUUCAAGCUGCCAAAGGCGGCCGAACCCAAGGCAAAGGGCGCCAAGAAAGUUGCCAAACGUUCUGCAGUGAAAAAGACCGCCGCCAAGAAGUCAACAGUCACGAAGAAAGCUGCCGCUAAACCAAGGAAGGCGACAUCACCCAAGAAAAAGGCGAAGGCACCUGCCAAAAGUCCGAAGAAGGCUGCUAAGAAAGCACCGGCUAAGAAGUCCCCUGCCAAGAAGCCCGCCGCCAAGAAGGCCCCUGCAAAGAGGGCUGCCCCUAAGAAAACACCAACCAAGAGAACGGCGCCCAAGAAGACUGGAGCUAGAAAGACCAAGAAGUAAAUGAGCUAAAUUACUGGCUUCAAUUUAUUUCAACCAAAGGCUCUUUUAAGAGCCACCACAUAUUCCAUUCAAGAGUAUUUUCCUUAAUCCAGUUUUAUAUCAUUAAUACAUAUUUCUAAAGUGGGUAUCAAUAAUGCACUAGCAAACCUGAGUAUGAAACAUUUUAGAAUAAUUUACAAGAUAAAUGCCUGGCUGGCAACUUGAUAAUGAUGUACCUUGUCAUUUAAUAAUAGUGUUGCUGCCAAACAUUUUUUUGUACAUAGAUACAAUGCAAUGGUAAAAUAAUGCAAAUAAAAAAUUCCUUAAUUA